Molecule: messenger RNA, 1291 nt
Organism: Lepisosteus oculatus (spotted gar)
Lineage: Eukaryota; Metazoa; Chordata; Actinopteri; Semionotiformes; Lepisosteidae
Gene: cript
Product: cysteine-rich PDZ-binding protein
Biological process (GO): cytoplasmic microtubule organization
Cellular component (GO): dendrite
Molecular function (GO): microtubule binding; PDZ domain binding
Source: RefSeq, a predicted model, not a curated record
AUGCAAAAUAUUACGGCAGACUAGCCGGAAGGAGUAAAUUCUUUUUGAGACGCAUAAACACCCAUAUAUUUUAUGUGUUUACUAUAAUAUGUAGAGUUCAGUAGUUUAUUUCUGCCAUGUCAGUGGACGUCGUAAAGCCGGUGUUACAGGAAUGACGCAAAGAGGGGUUUAAUUACAGUCGAGGUUCAUUUAUUUAGUUUGAAGUAUACAGUACGCACUCUUUCUGAACGGAAGGACGAGACGGGAAGUUGUCACACGGCUCUGGCACCGGCAGAGCAGAUAGUUUGUUUUCCUUUUCUCCGCUGUAGGUGGAUUGAUUUUUUUUUUUUCUCGUUUUAAGAGAGGAGAAAGAUGGUUUGUGAGAAGUGUGAAAAGAAACUCGGCCGUGUCAUCACUCCGGAUACAUGGAAAGAUGGAGCCAGAAACACAACAGAAAGUGGUGGCCGCAAGCUGAAUGAAAACAAGGCGCUUACUUCAAAAAAAGGAAGGUUUGACCCCUAUGGAAAGUCCAGAUUUGCGAUCUGCAGGAUUUGUAAAAGCUCAGUCCACCAGCCUGGUUCAAACUAUUGUCAAGGGUGUGCCUACAAAAAAGGCAUCUGUGCAAUGUGUGGCAAGAAGGUUUUGGAAACCAAAAACUACAAGCAGACCUCAGUGUAGUCAAUCCAUCAAAUUGUUUAUGAAAGGAGUUACGGGGAUUGCACUGGUCCAGCACUGGUUAUUCUAGAGACAGAGCUGCAUUGAGCUGGUUCUUGCAUGCUGGGCUUGCUCAUGGAAAACAGACGCUCAAAGCCAUGAAGAACCACUACAGACAAAGCUGUCUCCGCAGUGUAUUUUUUAAAGCCUUGUUUCUAUAUUCAAAGGUAGUUCUCUUCUGCUCUUUGAAUCCAAAUGUAAAAUUAGCUUUACUUUAGGCCAUACUUAAAUAUAUCCUGUAAAACAGCAAUAUACACAAGUUGAUGACAGCGGCUCUCUAGUGGGUGGGAUGGUAUCUAUCAAUAUAAUAAUCCUUUCAUAUCUGUAAUAGUGAUCAUGCUUUAUUCAUUACAAAUUACAUAUUGUUUUAUUACAGUUAAGUGUAAUGGUUACAAUUGCAAUGUAACUGGGUUUCUAUAAAUAUUUUUUGCUAUCUGUAGUUCUGUAAUUUUUUAGUGAUUACUGACUUACAAGACUGUUAAUGUAUAAGGACUUAUCAGUUUAAGUUGUGCUACUAAGAUAAAAACUCGUUUGUAAUAAAAGCUUUUAAAGGGAAGAUAGUUGAUCUGGAAAAUAAAAUAAUUUAACUUAAAAGUUG